CCUUCACCAGCAGGUCAACUCUCUUAAAGCGCUCUUGGACUUUGCCUUCUUUUACUUCUAUGCUUUUUAUUCCUGCACAAACUAUGUUCCUCACAACUUUCUCUCUUCUCCUCUUCUUCAACGUGGACUCCACAGCCGGCGAGGUGACAACAGCCACGGUCUACUGGGAUGUCCAGCACAAGACAGUCCUGCUGAAGGAGGGUCACCUGGGACCAGACGGCGAUGCGUUCGGCUUCCUCAACGACACCCUGGCCAGCACGGGCUGGAGUGUGCUGGAGGUCCGAGCUGGAUACGGAGACACGCCCCCCACUGACCAGCUCACCUUCUUCCUGGCGGGCUACCUGGAAGGCUUUCUGACUGCACAACAGAUGACAGAUCACUACACCAACAUGUACCCUCAACUCAUCACUGACCCCACCAUCCUGGGCCCGCUGCAGAACUUCAUCAAGCAGCAGGACUCUUGGACCAGAGAGCAGGUGAAAAGCAGGAAGAGUUCUGACCCCGUGUGGACACACACUGGCUUCAUUGUGGCGCAGAUGGACGGCCUGCAGGCGGGCGCUGCAGAGUGGGCCAAGAGACGAGGCAAAAAGCCGCUGUCCCUGUUUGCCAUUCAGUUCCUGAACGCUGUGGGAGACCUGCUAGACCUGAUCCCCAACUUGGUCCCGAGCUCCGCUGCGCCACUCAAACACUUGAAACUUCCAGGGAUGGGACACUGCUCUGCACUCAUAAAGCUGCUGCCGGGCUUCGAGAACCUCCUCUUCGCCCACUCCAGCUGGUACACGUACGCCGCCACCAUGCGUAUCUACAAACACUGGGACUUCCACAUCAGCGAGCCGCACACGGCCACUGGCAAGCUGUCCUUCAGCAGCUACCCAGGCUUCCUGGUGUCCCUGGAUGACUUCUACCUCCUGGGCAGCGGUCUGAUGAUGACGCAGACCACCAACAACGUCUUCAACUCCUCCCUUUUCCGCGCCCUCACCCCCAAAAGCCUGCUGGCCUGGCAGAGGGUCCGACUGGCCCACAGUUUGGCGCAUACAGGAGAGGAGUGGGCCAGCAUCUUCUCCAAGUACAACUCUGGAACCUACAAUAAUCAGUACAUGGUGUUGGACAGGAGCAAAGUGAAGCUGGGCCACAGUAUCAGUGACGGUGCCCUGACUGUGGUGGAGCAGAUCCCUGGGCUGGUGGAGUACUCGGACCAGACCCAAGCGCUGCGUUUGGGCUACUGGCCGUCCUACAACGUCCCCUUCCACCAGAACAUCUACAGGCUGAGUGGCUACCAGCUGAUGUGGCAGCGCUACGGCCAGGACUUCUCCUACGACCUGUGCCCCAGGGCCAAGAUCUUCCGUCGUGACCAGGCCCACGUCAAGGACCUGGACUCCUUAAAGCACAUCAUGAGGUUCAAUGACUACAAGAAGGAUCCGUACUCUCAAGGGAACCCCUGCAAGUCCAUCUGUUGCCGUAACGACCUGAAGGCAGAAGAGCCCUCGCCAGGCGGUUGCUAUGACACCAAGGUGACGGACUUCCAAAUGGCGGGCAGGUUCCAGGCGCAGGCGCUGAACGGGCCGACCACACAGGACGGACUGCCGCCCUUCAGGUGGGAGAAGUUCAGCCAGGUGAGCCACCAGGGUCUACCUGCCUUCUACAACUUCACCUUCGUCAGCAUGCAGCCUGUCCUCUUCCGCCCGUGAUUGUGUCCUAGCACACGGCGGUCCAAAGAGCAGCAAAUGUUUGCAAAUAAUAUUGUCCACAAAGUGUAAUAAAAGAGCAAAGAGGUGUAAUUUAAGAAGAUGAUGUUGCAAUAGUGGAGGCAGGCUUUUACUUUGAAACUGUCACUGCUCACAAAAUAAUUACAACUUAUAAUAAAAAUAUAAUUUGAUUAUAAUUAAAAGUAAAAAUUAAUUUAACUACCUCCAUCAACGUGUGAAUGUGGAAGGAAUAAGUUGUGGGUUCAACUUAUCAGAAAAAUAAAUAAUAUACAUAUGACUUAUUUUUAAGACUUUUAUAAGUGGGGGCCUUUUGGAUCCUUUUUUUUUACUGUCAUUGCUUUAAAAGAAAUAUGAAUAAACCAAAAGCAUUUUUGUUAUGAAUUAUUGACUCUUCUAAGGUUACAAUUACUUCACAUUAAAAAUGACACGUUGAACAUUUUUUGGUGGAAAAAUAUUGCAUUAUUUAGUUAUUUUCUAUUAAAAAAAGGGUUUUGAUAAAAAAAACAUGAAACAUAAACCAAAAAAAAUCUAAACUUCUAUGUCAACAGAUAGAGCUGAAGUUUAUCUACAGAUAUUUAAGUAAAAUAAUGAUGUAAUAUACGACACAUUUUUAACACUAUAUUGACUGCAGUCCCCGAGACCUUUAACAGUCACCAAAAUUAAAGGAAGCCCUAAUAGUUACAAUAUAUAAGUUCCGGACUAUAAGCGGCUACUUUUUUCUUAUGCUUUGAACACUGCAGCUUAUAAAAGCAAAUAGUUUUCAUUAAACACACGCAGAGACACUGACAAGUUGUGUUAUUGUUGGUGCUACAGCGCCAUCUUUUGGACCAGUUCGCUCACUGCAGGUGUAGAGCUUUGAACCGGAAGUAGAAGUGCAGUUCAGUCCUCUAGCCGUCCAUAGCGUUUCUACUCGUAUAGAGUCAUCAUUCAUCAGUCCAAGCAACGUUUGUAAGUUUUACAAUAUAACUAAAACUAUUCUUACUUACGAAAGCGUCCCAUGUGUGAUGUCUGUAGGAGUGUUUUCAUGCAUAUUUGUACAUGCUAUCGUAAUCAAGCUAGCCUCGUUAGCAUUAGCUAAUAUGCUAACACAUGUACAAAUGUCUGUGUUAGUAUUAUUAACUUACAAUGGCAUUAUUUUUGUUUAGUUUCACUUUCACAAAUUCCUCAGUAAAUUCACCAAAAUGUCAGCGUGGAGUUAUUGAGUCUGUUUAGCUGAUUGGAGAGCUAGCUUGCGCAGCUAGUGGAUCCAUGACCAUGACUUCUGUUUUGUUUGAUCAGCCGUUUUACUGCCGUGUUACAGACACCGUUUGGAAACAAGUAAGGUAUGUAAAUAAAUAUUUCAGUGUAAAUAACUCAUUUCACAAGGAAUAUAUCUGCGGCUUAUAGCCCGGUGCGGCUAAUGUAUGGGAAAUAAAACUUAGUGGGUGUGGCUUAUGUACCGGUGCGCUCUAUAGUCUGGAAAAAAACGAUAUAUUGUAUUGGUUUUAAAAAUGAAAAAAUAUGAAAAUGGUUCCCUCAUGCAUGUGUGGCCCUCAGUGGAAAAACUAUAAAUAAUCAUUUAAAAAAUUCAAAUUUAAUUCAGGAUGUGCUGACCAAUAAGUAUCCACCAAUUUUCUUGAAAAAGUUUGUGACCACCCUUGCCAAUUUAUGCCUUUUAAUGCCAAUCACCAACGCUGACACUGUAUUUUUUUUUUUAGUCCGGCCGCACACACAGUAUGUGUGUCCAUACACAGUGUGGAGCCGCACACACAGUAUGUGUGUCCAUACACAGUGUGGAGCCGCACACACAGUAUGUGUGUCCAUACACAGUGUGGAGCCGCACACACAGUAUGUGUGUCCAUACACAGUGUGGAGCCGCACACAGAGUAUGUGUGUCCAUACACGGUGUGGAGCCGCACACACAGUAUGUGUGUCCAUACACAGUGUGGAGCCGCACACACAGUAUGUGUGUCCAUACACGGUGUGGAGCCGCACACACAGUAUGUGUGUCCAUACACGGUGUGGAGCCGCACACACAGUAUGUGUGUCCAUACACGGUGUGGAGCCGCACACACAGUAUGUGUGUCCAUACACAGUGUGGAGCCGCACACACAGUAUGUGUGUCCAUACACAGUGUGGAGCCGCUCACCUAAUGCAAUUAAACCAAAAUAGGGAAAAUAAAGUGCAUUACUUUGUACCUUAAGUUAGAGAAAUUAGAUCGAUAUUUUUAUUUUCUCUAAAUCUUUUUUUGGUGUUGUUUUUGUUGACGUUUACAAACCCAGAGAACAAAUUCCCCGGACACAGAAGGACUUUAAAAGAGAGUCGUUUUUGUAGAGUUAAUGUGUACUAUUGACUUUGUUUUGAUCAAACAAUUGUGCCUAAUAAAAGACACUAAGGAACCAGUUUAAAUAUUGUGUUGAUAUUGAAAGUAUUGUGUUGUUAUAAUAGGUGUUGGUAUCAGCCGAUCACAGUCAGUAUCAGCUGUAUUCCUAAUUUCAAUACAAAUAUUACUUGAAUUUUUUAGUCACAAAAGUAGUGGGGAAAAAACCGAAUAGAUUGUAUUGAGUUGCACCAGAAAGAGUGAACAUUUUCAAUUUAUCCCCCCUUGUUUUAGUACAUAAUAUUUGAAAAUAGCCACAUAAAUAAUAAUUUUUGACAUUGAUUUUAAGUUAUUUAGAUUUCAGUUGUUGUGCUUUGAUCCACUGGAUUGUUUUAUUAAUCGUACGCGUCUCACAAAUAUUAGAAUGUUUGUAUUUGAUGCAACAAUGUCUCAGGGUACGUGAGUACAACAUAUUUGUGCUUAAUGAUUGUUUUUAGUGCAAGAAGAAAAUGCACUAGAAAUCCUUCUCAAUGUCGUCUUCAUCACAAACGACGCCAUCUUUCUUUCACCUUCCUAUUUCACUGCUGAUGUCAUGCCAUCAAUAAACUUGUAACUAUUCUA
Nerophis lumbriciformis (worm pipefish) is the source of this 4626-nucleotide messenger RNA. It is a transcript of the gene plbd1a, whose product is annotated as phospholipase B domain containing 1a. The record is from RefSeq and is a predicted model, not a curated record. NCBI's taxonomy places the organism in Eukaryota, Metazoa, Chordata, Actinopteri, Syngnathiformes, Syngnathidae. Gene Ontology annotation, cellular component: extracellular region. Gene Ontology annotation, molecular function: glycerophospholipase activity. Gene Ontology annotation, biological process: phospholipid catabolic process.